AUGAUCUCUGGAGGUCCCACCGACGGAGAUUCAAGCCGGACGCGCAAGUCCCAUGAGCUUUGGUUGGAGAUUCAUGCUGUAGGGUGCAGCCAGGAGCAGGCCGUUGGCCCGAUCAUCAGCUUCGGACCACAAGACCUAGAAGGACUAGAUCUGCCUCAUGAUGAUGCUCUCAUCAUCAAAGCUAUUAUAGCCACCAACCGCGUGGCCAGAGUCUUCGUAGAUACUGGCAGCUCUGUCAAUGUCCUGUUCAGGUUGGCUUUUGAAGAAAUGCAAAUUGACGCUAGUGAGCUUCAACUGGUGGCUACUUCUCUAUAUGGCUUUACUAGUAAUGAAGUAAGGCCCAUGGGUCAGAUCAAGCUGGUCAUAUCCUUGGGAAGUGAGUCGUUAGUCAGAACCAGGAGGAGCACCUUCCUUGUAGUUUACUCGCCCUCCUCUUACAACGUCAUUUUGGGCCGACCGGCCUUGCAUGAAUUCCGGGCGGCUGUUUCUACAUUUCACCAAAAAAUCAAAUUCCUGGUCGGAGAGCAAGUCGAGAAAGUUAGGGGAGAACAGCGGGUUUCUAAACGAUGUUACAUUGGCAUGGUCAAGGAGGAGGCCAUUCCGAUAGCUGAGGAACCUAUCCCUUGUGAAGAGGUCCAGCUAUAUUCUGAGUGCUCGGAGACUCUUACUCGCAUAGCUGGGGAUCUGUCGCCUGAGCUAAAAGAAGAGCUGAUUCAGUGUUUGAUCCGCAACAGAGAUGUCUUCGCUUGGUCCACCGAAGAAUUACCUGGAGUCAAGCUUGAAGUGGUAGAGCACAAGUUGCAUCUCCUACCAGACGCCCGACCUCUAGCCCUAAAGAUUGCUAUCCCCUGCUCAGAAUUGAUCAGCUGGUGGACUCAACUGCCGGUUGCGAAAGAAUUUGCAUGUUGGACGCUUAUUAGGGGUACCAUCAAAUCCCCUUGGCCGUGGAAGAUCAAGAGAAGGAAUGCUGGGGCCAUAUAUCAACGGAUGAUGGAAAAAAUUUUCCGGAAGCAGGCGGGGCGAAAUGUAGAAGUCUAUGUGGACGACAUACUCAUCAAAUCUCCCCUGGCUGCGAAUCUCAUUGAUGAUGUGGAUGAGACCUGCGGCACUCUGCGACAAUACAGAUUAAAAUUAAAUCCCCUGAAGCGUUUGUUCGGGGUCAAAGGAGGAAAAUUCUUGGGGUACCUGGUGAAGGAGCGAGGAAUCGAGGCCAACCCUGAGAAGGCCCGAGCACUCCAGGACAUGAAAGCUCUCCAGAAUUUGAAGGAGGCUCAGAAGUUGGUCGGCAAGAUAACAACCCUGUCCCGAUUUAUUUCCCGAUCGGUAGACAAAGUGGCGCCCUUCUUCAAAGUUCUCCGGAAAGCUUCUAAGUUCCAGUGGGACGAGGAAUGCACGUGGGCUUUCGAAGAGUUAAAGAAAUAUUUGGAGACCCUGCCCUCUCUAUUCAAGUCGAUCACCGGAGAACCACUCUGGGUUUACCUAUCUGCUACCCCUGAGGCCGUGGGGGUGGUAUUAGUGAAAGAGCAAGACAAUGUACAGCGACCAGUGUAUUUUUCCAUUCAUCUAUUAAAGGGAGCUGAGUCUCAAUAUACAGCUCUGGAAAAUUUAUUCUAUGGAUUGGUGCUCAUGGCUCGGCGUUUAAGACCCUAUUUCUUAGCUCAUCCUAUCACGGUCCUAACCAAUAGUACUAUGGGUAAAGCUCUUACCAACGUUGAAGUUGCUGGCCGGCUCAUCAAAUGGACCACUGAAUUGAGAGAAUACAAUAUCACCUAUCAACCUCACACGACUAUCAAAGCAGAAGCCCUGGCGGAUUUCUUGACCAAGGUACAUCAAACUGAUUCAGAAGAAACUUGGAAAGUAUAUGUGGAUGGAUCAGCCACACGCCAGGGGAGUGGCGUAGAGUAUGAUGCCUUAUUAGCAGGGUUGCAAGCAGCUUGCCAUGUGGGAGCUGCUCGAGUUAUCAUUUAUUCAGACUCCCAAUUAGUAACUCAGCAAGUAACUGGCAACUUUGAGAUCAACUGCGACAAGCUGCAAGUAUAUCGAGAGGCUUAUGAGAAGAUGAAAGAAGAAUUCAAGGAGGUCACGGUCAGCAAGAUUCCUAGAGCGGAGAAUGGCAGAGCUGAUGAGUUAGCCAAAAUGGCCAGCUCUCUGACUACAUGGGUACUGGAUAGGUCGAUAGCACAAGCCUUUCUCAUAACCCAGAUCGACUUGCAGAAUAACCAGGACGAGAUUAUUGAUUGGCGGGCACCGAUGAUUAGCUAUCUUCAACAGGGCAUCCUGCCAACAGACUUGGAACAAGCGCGACUGGUCAGGAAAAAGGCCCAUGCUUACACAAUGAUAGGGGAUCAAUUAUAUAAGUGGGCGUUUUCCAGACCUUUACUCAAGCGAUUCUUGUUGGUGGCUGUGGACUACUUUUUCAAGUGGGUGGAAGCUGAAGCUCUGGCCAGGAUCACCGAGAGCGCGGUUAUUCAAUUUUUAUGGAGGAAUAUUUUGUGCAGAUUCGGCAUACCCCAUAAGCUGGUAUCAGAUAAUGGAAGGCAGUUUCAAGGUCGGAAGAUCCAUGCCUGGUGUCGAGGGUUCGGCAUUACUCAGUUGUUCACCUCAUUAGCGUACCCACAAAGCAAUAGGCAGACUGAGAUUAUUAAACGCGAAAUUGUACGAGGAUUAAAGAUCAAGCUAGACCAUGUGGGAGGAGACUGGGUAGAAGAGCUGCAAAGUGUUCUUUGGACGUACUGUACAACACCUAGAGAAAGCACAGGUCUUACUCUAUUCCACUUGGUCUACGGCAAUGAAGCAGUGGUGCCCAUGGAGGUCGGGGUACCUUCAACUAGAAGAAUGCUAUAUAAUGAGGAGAACUCUAAGCGACGGCUGGCAGAGCUAGAUAUCAUUAGCGAGACUCGCGAACGAACAGCAGCUCGGUUAAUGGCCUAUCGACAGAGGAUGAGGCAAAAUUAUGAUAGGAAGGUGACCCCUCGCUUCUUUGGAGAAGGAGACCUGGUCUGGAAACGAAUAAAACCCGUGGGAGACGUAGCCAAGUUAGCACCUCAAUGGGAUGGACCUUACAAGGUUAUCAAAAAAUUGGCAUUUGGUACGUACUACCUGCAGGACGGUCAGGGCAGGAAUCUAGACUUUAUCUUCAACCUUAUCGCACCUAAGUGCAGCUCGAGGUGA
Messenger RNA from Zingiber officinale, 3171 nucleotides. RefSeq lists its product as uncharacterized. NCBI's taxonomy places the organism in Eukaryota, Viridiplantae, Streptophyta, Magnoliopsida, Zingiberales, Zingiberaceae. The transcript is spliced from 6 exons. Gene Ontology annotation, biological process: DNA integration. The record is from RefSeq and is a predicted model, not a curated record. Gene Ontology annotation, molecular function: RNA-DNA hybrid ribonuclease activity; nucleic acid binding. Bases 1 to 3171 code for a protein of 1056 amino acids.